Micropterus salmoides (largemouth bass) is the source of this 1772-nucleotide messenger RNA. RefSeq names its product cytochrome c oxidase assembly factor 8-like. The coding region runs from base 150 to 788 and encodes 212 amino acids. NCBI's taxonomy places the organism in Eukaryota, Metazoa, Chordata, Actinopteri, Centrarchiformes, Centrarchidae. The transcript has 5 exons. Gene Ontology annotation, cellular component: mitochondrion. The record is from RefSeq and is a predicted model, not a curated record. Gene Ontology annotation, biological process: intrinsic apoptotic signaling pathway.
UGACCAAACGGCUGGUUUUACACACCGAAGGACACCGACAUGAACUCCUAUGAAGUUCUGUGUGGGCUAACAUGAACAGCAGGCUCCUCUGUACAGUAACGGGAACAGAUUGUCAUUAAAACAGAAGUUUAAAAUCUCAGUUAAUUAAAAUGGUGUCCAAAUCAACAGCAGCAGCAGCAGCGGGGUGUUUAACAUGGAGGCUGUUCGGUCCGUUUACCCUCCACGCUCCUCUGCGCCCUCACAGCUUAAUAUCAGCAGUGAACAGACGGCAGUGCAGCUCCGAACAGGCAACCCAGCAGGACGAACCACCAAAGAGAUCCACAUUCAGGCCAGUAGCCACCUCCACGCACGACUGGAUCGGCCCACCGAACCCUCUUUCCAACCUGCGGCCAAUCGUUUACCACGUCCCCGCGAACGAAACAGAGCUGGAGAAACGGCUGCGACACCUGAGGCAGGAGACCGAGGACUGGAACCACGACUUCUGGGCCAAGCAGAACAUCACCUUCAGCAAGGAAAAAGAUACUUUCAUCAUUUCAGAACUGAACGCUAAAGGCUUGAGUCUGCGUGAUGAGCAAGGACGACGGCGGUCCCUGAACAGUGAAGAAAUGGCCGUGUUUUACAAAAGCUUCCUGGACAGAAACAGAAUACGACAUGCAAAUUAUAACAAUGAAUGGUACCGACGUAACUUCACCAUCACCUUGCUCAUGGCCCGAGUCUCCCUAAAGAACAUGUGGAGGACUGUUACUAAUCGACACAGCGGCAAGAAAAACAGCACUCCUACCACCUGAUGAUGAGAAAUAAAAUAUUCACCCGCCCUCCCAAGUGUUUGGAUUUGUUUUUAGUGCAUCGUUGUGUUUGGAUCUAACCCCACUCUAUGUACUGACAUAUAUUCACCGCUCACUUGGAGACAGACAAAAAGAUGAGCUGUUGAUUUGAUUUAUUUCUUAUAAUUGCACUGAAAAACAGUCGGAAAUCUUCCCAUCAGCAGGGUGUUCACUAGAAACUCUUUACUAUAAAACCCACAAUGGCUCAGACAGAGAUUUCCUAAUUGUUCUUAGACGAAUUAUUUCAACUUGUCUACUUGAUGGACAGGAUUACAAAUUAAUUUGAGAUUUACUGGUACGAUACAACUAUAACAACUCCAAAUCUUUGCAAGGGUGUAUUUUCAACUUUGCUCAAGAUAAUGUCUUAUGGCUCUAUUGAGUUCCUGUCUGUGGAGGCAGAAUGAAUGUGGAGAAAUUUACAUUUCUGUCUGUUUUGUGUCAGAUUUCUCUGUGUUCGUGCUGCUCAGUCACUUAUACAAUGCACCAGAGAAAAGACACCGAGAAACUUUCACCAUUGAUUGGUAAAAUGUCUGUCGGUUAAUUCAUAUCACACAAACCACAAAACUUCAAAAAGUUUCUCUUCUGAAAAAUGUGGGGUCAUUGACAUACGAUAAAUAAAUGUACAGGAAUGCCAGAUUUUGUAAAACUACAGAAAUUAAUACUGAAAUGUUGGAUAAUAACCACAGUGGUGGAAAAUAAUUAAGUACAUUUACUUAAGUACUGUAUUUAGCCACAACUUUGCUGUACUUUACUUAAGUAUUUUCAUUUUCUUUACUUAUCUGACAGCUGUAAGUAACUAUUAUCUAAUUUGUACAUACAAAUAUUAUGUUUUGCUAUAAAUUACCCAACAGUUUAUACAUCUUAGUACAUCUAAAACGAAUAAUUGAUUGACAAAAUUAAUGGGUAACUGUUUUGACAAUAAUAAAACAUUUAAUGGUUUUGGCUUCA